This is a messenger RNA of Eutrema salsugineum, 1701 nucleotides long. Its product is annotated as vicilin-like seed storage protein At3g22640. The transcript has 6 exons. The record is from RefSeq and is a predicted model, not a curated record. Bases 21 to 1508 code for a protein of 495 amino acids. NCBI's taxonomy places the organism in Eukaryota, Viridiplantae, Streptophyta, Magnoliopsida, Brassicales, Brassicaceae.
UCAGCAUACAACAACAAAAAAUGGCGAUGACAAACAAAUUAACCAUAACACUUGUCCUUCUAAUCUCCAUAGCUUUUUUCCACUGCUUAGCCUUCCGUUUGGAGUUCGAAGAAUUCGAGCCACGGCAACAGCAAGAGGAACAAGAAGGUCCUGGUGCCGGUCAUGGUGGCAGCUCUGGCAGAGGAUGGGAAGAAGAGGCGACGAACAAUCCGUACCACUUCAAGGAGAGGAGUUUCAAGAGCUGGUUUCAGUCAAAGGAAGUAGGUUAUAUGAAAAUGUUACCUAAGUUCACUAAACGCUCAUCCACUCUCUUCCGUGGAAUCGAAAACCACCGGUUCAUGUUCAUGGAGAUGGAGCCUAACACUUUUCUUGUGCCUCACCAUGUGGAUGCCGAUUUCGUCUUUAUAGUCCUACAAGGGAAGGGAAUGAUUGGUUUCGUGACGGACAAGACAAAGGAAUCGUUUGAAAUAAAGAAAGGUGAUGUGGUGAGAGUCCCUUCAGGCGUCACACACUUUUUCACAAACACUAACGAGACUGUUCCUCUCCGCCUAGCCAAGAUCGCCGUCCCAGUCAACACUCCUGGCCACUUCCAGGCUAACUUCCCUAGUCGAUCCAAAUUUCAGCAAUCCUACUUCAGUGGGUUUAGCAAUGAUGUACUCUCUGCCAGUUUCAACAUACCGGAAGAAUUGGUAGGAAGUUUGAUUAGGGGAUCACAACAAAUGGGACAAGGGAUUAUACGAAGAGUUUCUCCCGAACAAAUCAAGGAACUUACAGAACACGCUACCUCUCCUUCAAACAAACACAAAGAGAAAGGCAAAGGCAAAGAAAAAGACACGAGCACGAUGUGGAACCCUUUCAAUAUCUUUAAGGAAGAUCCAAUUUACUCCAACGACUUUGGCCAUUUACACGAAGCACAUCCUAAGAAGUUUAGUCAACUCCAAGACCUUGAUAUCUCCGUUUCUUGGAUCAACAUGACACAGGGAUCUUUGUUCCUUCCUCACUACAACUCUAAGACAACCUUUGUAGUGUUCGUGGAGAAUGGUUGCGCCCGAUUCGAGAUGGCUAGUCCAUAUACAUUCCAAGGAGAGCAACAACAACAGCAAAAACCGUGGUUUGAACAAGAACAAGGAGAAGAACAAGAACAAGAAGAAGAAGAAAUGAGUGGACAAGUACACAAGUUUGUGUCACGCGUGUGCAAAGGCGAAGUUUUUAUCAUUCCGGCAGGUCAUCCAUUCGCUGUUCUCGCACAAGAUCAAAACUAUGUCGCGGUAGGUUUUGGUAUCAAUGCGUUCAACAGCAAAAGAACGUUCCUUGCAGGGCAAGAGAAUAUGCUGAACAACCUCGACAAGGUGGCGACGAGGCUGAGCUUUGGUGUGGGAAGUAAAAUGGCGGAGAAGUUGUUCACGAGCCAAAACUAUUCCUACUUUGCUCCUACGGAUCGUAGCCGUCAGUUUCCAGAGAAACGCAAGCCAUCGUUCCAAUCAAUCUUCAACAUAGCCGGUUUUUGAGAAUGCAUCUACACUCUUUAAGAAAGAAAGAAGAAACAAAAGGUUUUAAUCAAUGUGAAUGUCUUGAAGAUGUAAUAAUACGGUGACGUUCUGUAACUUCUUCUGUUUACCGAGUUUCUUGAGUUUGUACAUCGUUGUAACUUGUAACGGAUUUCCUCUGUUUUAUAAAUAAUAAAACCUCCGUCUUUGGUUA